CAGUGCUGCCAGACUGCCGGAGCGUUAGCAACAGAAAUAACGAAAAUUCAUUUAAUAUUUCUUUAGCCACUUGACAGGGCAACCAGCAUGAGUGCACAGGAAAAGGCCUUCGAACUGCAGCGCCAGGUGCGCCAGAACGCUCGGGAGUACGAGAGCUCCGUGAAGGACUUGUACUCCUGGGAGCAAGACAUCAAAAACAAGGAGAAAGAACUCCAAAAGGCGCCGCAUUCUGCCGCCAAUAAGGAUCUGCCAGUGCGCAGUCAUAUCAAGUCAGAGAAGUCAUCCUCGGCGGCCAGUUCACCCACGGAGAAACAGGACUUACCAGUGGAUCCUGUGGCCCAGCAGCACAAGAAGGCCAACGAUAUAAAGGAUCGUGGAAACACCUAUGUCAAGCAGGCGGAGUACGAAAAGGCCAUCGUGGCUUACUCCACUGCCAUUGCCGUCUAUCCGCACGACCCCAUAUACCACAUAAACAGGGCCCUGUGCAACCUAAAGCAGGAGCGCUUUGAGCUUUGCGUGGAGGACUGCGAGGCCGCCAUUGCGCUGGACAAGCUGUGCGUGAAGGCUUACUACCGGCGAAUGCAGGCCAACGAGUCGCUGGGCAACAACAUGGAAGCCCUGAAGGAUUGCACCACUGUGCUGGCCAUCGAGCCCAAGAACAUCGAGGCCAAAAAAAGCCUGGCCAGGAUCAACGAACGUCUGCGCAAGAUUGCCACCAAAAGUGGGCCAAACUUUACGCCCGCUCGUCCUGGUAUGAUUGACAUCUUGCCAAUCGAAAAGCCUGUUUAUAAGCGCUCAAAGAAGGCAAUGCGCCGUGUACCCGUUGUAGACGUGGUAUCUCCUCGUGGUACCAGCGAUGAUAACAACAAACUACGCAUUUCGGAUGAGGAUAUAGACAAGAUAUUUAAUAGUAAUUGCGGCGCAAUUGAGGAGGUGAAAAGAACAAACCCACAGCCAACGCCAGACAGACCAAGUCCAGCCAAAGCUGAGGCCAUUGCUGAGACUUCCAAAGAAGCUAAAAUUACCAAGCAGUCUGCGGUCAAAGUAGCUCCAGUUGUUAAAGCCCCCAAAGAGACGCUGAAGAAUACCAAGAUUGUGCCCGAAUCCGACAACGAGACUAAGCCAAGUUCCCCCAAAAAGGCGGCUGUCGAGGUGUCCAAGGUUCAGACUGAAGUUUCUCCGCCAAAGACCACAAAACAACACAGCCCAGAAGUCAAGGCGCCAAAAGUCAUUACCAUGCAAGCUGAAAAAAUCGAACAAACAUCAAGCAACAACGCAGUGUCACCCAGUCCAAUAGAGCGUUCCUUACCGCCUGCACCCACGGGCACUGCACAGUUCCAUGUGACCUGGAAGGAGCUGAGCGGACCUCAGAAAUACCAAUACCUAAAGUCCAUUAAAGUGCCGAGUCUGUGUAAGAUCCUGGGAGCAGGCUUCGAUUCGGACACGUUUGCGGACCUGCUGCGCACCAUUCACGACUACUAUAUACCAAAUAAGGAGCCAACCACGGCGGCUGUCCUGCUGGAGAUCAGCAAAAAUGACGAGUUCACCAUUUUGGCCAUGCUCAUGUCCGCAGAGGAGAAGAAAAUGGUUUCGUCCAUCUUCAACGCCAUCAGGAACUGGCCGAACAAGAAUCCAGCUGUGCUCGACAACCUUUUAAAGGAAUACGGAGUAUCCUAAACCCUGGAAUGUUUCAAGUUUAAAUGUACUUAUGUUGCUUCAAAUUGUUAGCUCGAAAACCACACUAAAAUACAACGUGGAUGUGUAGAUAGGAUCCCAAAACGUUACGCAGAAUGGGAAAUUUAUUAUUUCGACGGUUAUAAUAUACGCUAAGAUAAGCACUAGCACACUCGCUGGGCAUUUCUCAGUGUGACUCAUGUUUUAGCCUAGUAUAAGCCGAAAAUGCAAUGUGCAGAAGACCAUUUGAGCAAACAAGCCGUUCUUGCCCGACCAGACCAUGAAUAUUGAAUAACCAAUUGAGUAAUACGAAUUAGUGUAAUUUACAUAAAUCAGCGCAUUAAUUCAAUCUGCGAAGCCACCUAAAAUGGGACUUCCAGCAAGAACAACAACUCCAUUAAGCGACGUUAAGUUGGAAGCGCUGAUCAGUCGGUUUAUCCGAUCCGCGCACAUAUCAUUACAGCGACACCAGUCGCAGGAGCACCAGAAGGGGCCCCCAAAGCCGGAGGGGGAAAUCUCGACGAGAACCGCGCAUCGAGUCACCCGGGCGGCCCACUAAUUGCGUGA
This is a messenger RNA of Drosophila erecta, 2241 nucleotides long. RefSeq names its product RNA polymerase II-associated protein 3 (gene spag). Gene Ontology annotation, molecular function: protein binding. The record is from RefSeq and is a predicted model, not a curated record. The transcript has 6 exons. Lineage: Eukaryota; Metazoa; Arthropoda; Insecta; Diptera; Drosophilidae. The coding region runs from base 88 to 1677 and encodes 529 amino acids.